Molecule: messenger RNA, 1754 nt
Organism: Zychaea mexicana
Lineage: Eukaryota; Fungi; Mucoromycota; Mucoromycetes; Mucorales; Lichtheimiaceae
Exons: 5
Coding region: 181-1413 (410 amino acids)
Source: RefSeq, a predicted model, not a curated record
ACACAUAGUUAUCUCUCUCUCUCUUUACCGUUCACACGCGUUCAGUAGUAGUGUCCCAAUUUACUUAUUUGGUCCUUCCUCGUGGCGGGUCUCGGUAGUACAAUUUGCCCUGGCAUUAAUAAACCUGUGGUUUAGCGUGGGGUCGCAAGGGUUUUUUUUUCUCUAUUCCUUAUACUUUUUAUGCGGGGUGACACAAAGGCGAUUGCGAUCUAUGUGAUUGCGUCGCUUGUGUUUGCAUCAUUAACUACUGUUCUAGCAUUAUGGCCAACUCAUGAUUGGAGCAACUUUUAUAAUGCUCGACCUGUUCGAGGAGAAAUGGGCCUUGGCCGGUUUUUAAUACGCGGGACUCGCUAUGGCGACGGCGGUCGAUCAACACCUUUUGCAUAUGCAUGGCGUCUCGUGGAUUCCACGUCGUUAGGGCGCUUAUCAGCUUGGAUCGGAUAUCUUGUGCAUCAAUUGGGCCAGUGGCUCAUAUUAGCCAAAGUCCAACAACAGCAAAAGAAGAGCAAGGAGAACUGUGAUGGAAGAAAAGAUGCUAAAGGUAUCAAGUGGUCCAAUGAUACAUUCUAUACAUGGAAUUGGCAAAUGGUCUACUUAAAUGGUUCAAUGAUGCUGUACAAACUGCUACAAACACACACCACCUAUGAUGGACUGGCCGUGGAUGUCUCCGAAGGAACUGCUCAAGGAAGCGUCAUUGCAGUGCUGGUGGUCGCUUUGCUGUUGGCUAUUCCCAGUCGAGGCAUUGCUUUUGGAAAAGGCAAAAAGAUCCAGUCUCUCUCGUUUAAAGAAACGCUUGACUUUGUGAAAAAGUACCAUGGCUAUGUCAUGAGUUUCGGUACUGUAUAUAACUUUCACUAUCAUCCUGCUGAAGGAACGAUGGGUCAUCUGGGUGGAUUCUUCUACCAAUGUUUACUUCUUUGGCAAUCCGCAAGUUUCUAUCACCAAAGCCACCGUAACAAAUAUUGGGUGUUAUUACUCGAGACAUGGGUGUUUAUCCACGGCACUGUCACGGCUAUCAUCCAACCAGGAACAAACUGGCAAAUAUUCUCAUACGGUUUCGCCAUUGUAUUUCUCGUCAAUCAAGUGUACGAUACACCAAUACCGAAACGCUAUCCGUGGAUAAUGGCAUCAAUGUACACUGUGUUUUCAGUGGCUGUAGCCCUUGGAUUUCAAGGAAAUCGUGCGUAUUACAAAAUGACGUUUGUUCCAGUGGCUGAAUAUCUUUGCCUGUUUGGGUGCAUCGGCAUUGGAAUGAUCACGGCUAUGCUGGUCAGAAGAUGGCAUCUAGGCGCUUCGUCCGUCGUUUUUAGAGCAGUUGUUGUGGCAUUGGCAUAUAUCGCUGUAGCGGCUGGAUUGACCAUUGGUCUUGCCCUGGUGCUCGCUGGAAACCUGAAAGUGUAUAACGAUUACUGAAAAAAAUGCUAGUGCCAGUGAAACUAAGUAUAUGCUGUUGUAACUACAUACGCAUCUACAUUGUAACAUAUCCUACACCAUAUAUUCACUACUACACUCUCUAAGACCUCCGACACUGUUUUCAUAUAUAUAAUUCUAAACCAACUUGGUCCACGCUUUAGGGACAUCAAACUUUAAAUUAAUUGUGUGUACAAGAAAAAGGCGAUGUGGAGUUUUCAAUAUGGGCUAAUACAUUCUCCAGCGACUUACCAAGAUAGAGCAUGGAUCCAUGCUAAAUGUGUAGUAGGUAGCAGCGAGCGCUUUUUGUAUCAUAGUCUUCUGUCAUCGACAGUAAAUAGUUG